GCCGCCGCUGCGACCCUGGCGCCGCGCCAGAAGCAGCCGCGUGGAGGGCCGAAGGAGGCCGUUGGCAAAGAGAGUGGCCCAGGCGACCACAACGACGAAGAGAUCAUGCCGAUGCAGAAGCUGACGCUCGACAACGCGCAGAUGAUCAGGCAGCUGUCAGGCAGCCUCUGGGACUUCUUCCUGAUCCCAGGAGAGCACUCAGCAGUGGCCGCCGCGGUGGCAGCGGGCACAACCUACGCGGAGCAGGCCAAGGAGAAGAACAACAAGGACCUGGGGCCCCCGCACCUCCACAUCGGCGUCGACUUCUUUUUGGAGAUGGGGCUCAACGACAAAGCCGAGGGGGCCAACAAGACGAUCCUGACGGAGUUCCGCACGCUGAUCGACGUGCUGGGCAUGCAGGGCUUUGGGGGCAUCGUCUCCUAUUUCAAAGUCAAGAAGGCCUACAGCGAGGACCAGAUCAACGCCAUCCGAGAAGGAAAUCAGGGGCCGCACGUCAAGAUCAGCCGCACCACGCAGAUCGGGGACCUCAGGAAAGCCAUCGUGGACACACUGCGUGCGGCAGGGGCAGAGCAGAUAUUCGGAGCACCGCCGCCAUCAGGUCUCGAGAGGAAAGUGCAGGCAGCGCUGCGGGCGCGGCAACUGGCGAUGGAGG
Prorocentrum cordatum is the source of this 652-nucleotide messenger RNA. Lineage: Eukaryota; Dinophyceae; Prorocentrales; Prorocentraceae. The record is from the annotation of a GenBank genome assembly.